Molecule: messenger RNA, 4086 nt
Organism: Coffea eugenioides
Lineage: Eukaryota; Viridiplantae; Streptophyta; Magnoliopsida; Gentianales; Rubiaceae
Product: protein NETWORKED 2A-like
Exons: 2
Coding region: 1-4002 (1333 amino acids)
Molecular function (GO): actin binding
Source: RefSeq, a predicted model, not a curated record
AUGGAAGAAAAAGUGGAGUACGUACUUAAAAUCAUUGAAGAGGAAGCUGACACGUUUAAACAGCGGGCUGAAAUGUACUAUAGGAAGAGACCAGAGCUCGUAAACUUUGUUGAAGAUUCGGUCAGGAGAUACAGAGCUUUGGCUGAGAGAUAUGAUCAUUUGUCAAGAGAGCUGCAGAAUGCCAAUAAAACCAUUGCCUCUGUCUUCCCUGAAACUGUUGAUUUACCGAUGGAUGACGAUGAUUUUGAUGGACAAAACUUGCCUGUGGCAGCGAUGCCUUUUGAUAAAUUCAACAUCCUCUCCAACUCCAAGCAUCCACCUCCUGCCCCUGAGAUAAGUAAAGCAAAAAAUAGCAGUGUUAGAAAGAGAAAUGGCAAGAUGCCAACUAGACUAAUGUCAAGGAAGGGGUUCCUGAAGACUAAUGCUGAUGAUUCAGCAGCUGCCGGUCCGAUAUCAGGAUUGAACAAAUCUGAGGCACUUCAAAAAAUUGACAAGAUUCAAAAGGAAAUUUUGGCCCUUCAAACUGAAAAGGAGUUCGUGAAAAGCUCAUACGAGUCUGGGCUAGAAAAAUAUUGGAACAUUGAAAACCAGAUAAGUGGAAUGCAAACAGAGGUCAGCAACUUACAGGAUGAGUUUGGGAUUUGCAAGGUUAUCGAUGAUAAUGAAGCUCGAACCUUGAUGACUGCCACAGCCCUGAAGUCAUGCCAACAGGCCUUAACCCAAUUACAAGAAAAACAAGAAAAAUCAGCUGAAGAGGCCCGAGGGGAGAACCGAAAACUUCAAGAAACCCGAGAGAAAUUCAAGAGGCUAAAAGAGAAAUUUAACAGCAAUCAGGCACGUCAGGAAGUGUACUUGGAAGAAGAAAGCAGAACGAGCCACAACGUUGGAGCGUAUAAGCAAGAUAAAGAAGUAGACAAUGCUGAACAGAACAUUAUUCAUGACGUUGAACCACUGCAGAAAAGAAUAAAGGAAGAGUUGCAGCUAAACUUAGCAAGUCCUCUGACCAUGUCAGAACUUGCAGAGAAAGUUGAUGAACUCGUGGAUCAGAUUAUAAAUUUGGAAAGUGCUGUAUUUUCUCAGACUGCUUAUGUAAAGAGAUUAACGUCAGAGACAUAUGAGCUCCAGACACACCUUAGAAGUUUGGAAGAGGAGAAAGACACUCUGAUUGAAGGUUCAGACGGCAUGAAUCGGAAGAUAAGAGAUCUUGAAGAAGAAUUGCAGAGAGUACAAAGACUCAACAAGUGCAUUCAAGAAAAGAACAACCGCCUCCAAGAUCAUUGUGUUGAAGCAAGUUGUAAUCUCGAUGAUCUUUCUGAAAAAUUGCUGCAUGUGAAGCUAGAUGAGGAGACAGAGAAGUUAACUUUAUUCAGCAAAGAUACCCAUGUUCCAGGUGUCAAUCCAGGCAAAGAUAUUCUUCGUAAUAAGAAACACGCACAGAAUGUUGAAGAAAUUUUUCAUGUUGUGAACAUUCAAGCAGAGAAGCAAGCCAGCAAACCGGAGCAAAAUAGAUGCAAAAUCAAGGAGAUAAACUGUCCUGUGCAAUCCAGCUCAAGCAACCACCGUGACUGUAUCCUGCCAUAUAGAGAAGUGAAAUCCACUACAGAUGCCAGUGCAGGAUUAGAAGUUCAAGAAAUUCCUUCCUGCAGCUCUGUGGUUCUGCAACGUAAGGUAGAGAGUGAUGGUAUCAAGGGUGACAGCAACUCCACAAGUGCUGAAUCAAACGGUUGUCUGCUGUCCAAUCAAAGCCAAAACCAAUUUACUUCCCUAUCUGGAGCUUCUCUUGAUGUGAAUUCAGAAGAGUGGUUUGGAGAAGCAAGAGAUGGGAUAGGUCCUGAUUAUGGCUCAACAAUUAUGAAGAACAGAGUGAAAUUUAAUCUUGUGGAUACCAGCACUUCUGAAACGGCAAGAGACGAAAGCUUUUUCCAAUUAAAUCAACAAACUAACAGUGAUGAUUUUCCCACAGCACAAAAAGUAGCUAGUCCAGGUGCCAAUUCACAGAAAAAGUGCAGUCAAGAUGAAUCUGUGAGUCCACCUGACUAUCACAUUAAGCCUCUAGAAAAUGUGACAAUGGAAGAAAAAGUGCUGAAAAAGGAUGCUCUGGUGCACAGCAGGUCUUCCAUAUGUGGAAAGGGUAUAAUGUAUUCAAACCAAGGUGAUCACCUUUGUGAUAAACCAAUAAAAGGUCCAAUGAAAGAUGUUCAUAGCGACAGUUCUGAAAGGAGGUCAGCAGAAGAGGGUUGUGGUACAGCUACUUAUCAGUCUUUGUCUAUUGAAGGGCACAUGAAAGUAGAAUCCAGCCCGGAUGACUUUUUUCUCUCCAACAGGGAUGAUUGCAUGGAUGGUUACUCAUUGAAAGAUCGAGUGGGAGAUCUUCUGGAUGCCAAUCUAGAUAAGUCAGAUAACAAUAACAACAUCCAAUCAGCUGCCAAGAACCAUCCCAGGUCAUUUAAGAUAGAAACAGGUGGUGAUCUUUCGACACCGAGUGCUUCUGAUAACAAUAGGGACAUGGAGGAGGAUUAUUGGAAUACCGCAAAAGCCAGCAGAAAUUCUGGAGAGUCCAGACUCAGUAGCCAGCUUAAUGAUCUUCCAAUGAAUAGUCAAGUGAAAAGCAUUUCAGAAACCAGUCCAUUAAAGGUGCUUGCUGCAAAUGAAGAUAACAGAGCUCCUGACAUCUCACCCACCUCAUCAGAAUUGGCAACUGUAAAGGACCAAAAGAUGUACAGCUUUCCGGAUCAAGGCAAGGAUCAGGAAGCAAAGCAGCAACAGGUGUUCCAGCCACUUCAACAUGAUCUCAGCGGGAACCAAGAUGAACUUGGUGUAGGGGAUGACGAUCAGCCUAAUUGGAAAGAGCUGUUUUUGAGUGGGUUAGAUGACAGAGAGAAGCUUCUAUUGCAGGAGUAUACAUCCAUUCUUAGGAAUUACAAGGAAGCAAAAAAGAAGCUCAAUGAAGUGGAGAAGAAAAAGCGAGCUAGCCUUUUUCAGUAUUGCAUACAGAUAAAAGUCCUCAAGAGUGCUAAUGCCUCAAAAGAUGCAAAGAUUGAAUCAUUGGAGAAGAAACUGAACUUGCUUGGGAAAAAAAAAGAUGCAGCUGUUGAUUCAAUAGAAAGCAGAGCCUCAGCCAGCUACCAUGUCUCAGCUGAACAGAAUUUACUAACAGAGCAGAAGACUCUUGCAGAUAUGGUAGGUGCUCCAACUCCUCAGUCCAUGGAUACUAGAGUGGAAUCGCCUCCACAAGAGCAGCCAAAGAUCUCCUUUGUGGAAGAGAAUGGAGCCAUCAAGGUUAUUAACCUAGAUGAAACUCAAAAUCUUUCGGUUGUCGAAGAAAGAAUUCGCACAGACAUUGAUGAAUUGCUGGAGGAAAAUAUAGGAUUCUGGAUGAAGUUUAGCACCUCGUUCCAUCAAGUACAAAAAUUCCAAACAACUGUCCGGGAUCUGCAAGCUGAGCUAGCAGAAGUGAAGGCAAACAACAAGCACAGUGGAAGCACAAACCAUCAAUUACUUGUAUCAGAAAUUCGUCCAAUUUACAGGCACCUGUCAGAAAUACAAACUGAGCUAACUCUAUGGUUGGACCAAAAUGACAUGUUGAAAGAUGACUUGGAUAACAGGUUAGCCUCGCUGUCUGGCAUACAAGAAGAGAUCUUGUCAAAUGCAGGGUCAAGUGCAGAAGAAACUGAGCUGAGUGACUAUCAAGCAGCCAAGUUCCAGGGCGAGGUUUUGAAUAUGAAACAGGAGAACAAUAAGCUUGCUGGUGAACUGCACUUGGGUCUGGAACGUGUCAAAGUCAUCCUGGUUGAGAUUGAAAGGACACUUAGAGACCUGGAUACUGAGUUUGGAGUUGCCGCAAGAAAGCAACAACCUAGGAACUCACCGAUUCGAUCCAAAAUUCCGUUGAGGACUUUCUUGUUUGGUGUAAAGUUAAAGAAACAGAAGCCAUCAUUCUUUGCUUGCAUUAGUCCGUCAUUGCAGAAGCAGUAUAGCGACUUAAAAGCUGUACAGAUAUAGAGUUGUUGCUUCACCUUCUUUUAGGAUUUGAUGGUGUACAUUAGUAUUAUAGAUUGUUAGCAUUCUAUGGUUAUACCGGACAAA